Molecule: messenger RNA, 10028 nt
Organism: Labeo rohita (rohu)
Lineage: Eukaryota; Metazoa; Chordata; Actinopteri; Cypriniformes; Cyprinidae
Product: rho guanine nucleotide exchange factor 17
Exons: 22
Coding region: 505-7527 (2340 amino acids)
Biological process (GO): actin cytoskeleton organization
Molecular function (GO): protein binding; guanyl-nucleotide exchange factor activity
Source: RefSeq, a predicted model, not a curated record
UCUGCAUGUAAAAAGCCACAAGUCACGGAAACCCUUAAUUGUGCCAAAAUAAGGCUGAGCGCACUUAUUCAAGCUGGAAAUAAAGGAUGCAGUUGAAGAAAGACAGUCGGCCAUGGAAAUGGGAUUUACUUUGGAAAAUGUACAUUAUUCAAACGUUGCUCUAGUGUGUGUUGGGCUGAAACACUUGGGAGUUUUCUGGUCAAACUUUGAGCUCUUUCUAAAUGCAUGGAUGGACACUAAGGGAAGCAAACAUGCGCAAAGUUCUGGGGAUAUAACUCUGUUUUCGUAAACAAUCUCAUCUGUUGUUCCUGAUUUUUUUUUUUUUUUUGUCCUCCUCUUCGGAAAACACUGCCAGGCAACUUUUGUGGUUAAAUGGGGGCAUUGUAAGUUGUUUUCAGGGGGGGUAAAGGCAACCACGGAAAACGAAGGAGAAGAAAAGUGCGGACUAUUUAUCAAUGAACUGAGAGAAUAGCAAAAAAGACAAGUGGGAGGACAGGCAUCGCAAUGGCUGAAAGGGAGACUGAGAGAAAGGCGCCUGCUCAUAGAAGCGUCUCUUUCAAAAAGUUGGAGAGCUGGAGCGCAAAGCGCAGAUCACUUGGAGAGGAUUUGGAUAGGUGCGGUGCCCUUCCCCCAGACGCCUUAGAGCACAGCGCGCAGCCAUCACAAGCGACGCACGCUGUUACUGUAUCCAGAAAAGUUUCCAAAAUCUCAGCGGCCAGCCUUUCGACCGCAGACCUCAAGAAAGCCUCUCAUGGAAUAUCGGUUCGUGAGCUCUCUGAGAAGUUUACUUUGAGCACAGCUGGGGCACAGAGCUCUUUAGUCAACACUGGAAGCGUUAAAAACACAAAAAGCGUCGAAGAUUCGUCUUUGAGCGAGAGUGGCUGCUUAUCCAAGGAGUUUUCGGAGUCUGCGACGGAGAAACGUAAGGACAGUAACAGAUCGAGCAGAUCUUGCUCGGCUCAAGAAUCUGUGUCAGGGUCGGAUUCGGACAGAGGCGAUAAACACAGGCUCCGGAAAAGUGUAGGUGGCACAAACACAGGGAGCCCAACAUGCAAAUCUCGUCGCUAUCACCCGUCCUAUGGAGAGACGUCUAUUCAUAUUGAUGCAAACUGGCCAAGCGUUUCUAAAAUUAGAGAACUGUUUGGGGAUGGACGCAGAAAGCAACAUCGAUCAACUUCAGAUGCUGAUGACUUGAAAUCUGCCUGUCAACACCUCCAAGAGGGCAUCUCAGCACUAGACAAAGGUGACAAACAGUUCCCCCACCAGCCAAGGGGAGCCUGGCAAGACACAAACAGCUCUCAUCAUGACAACAGUACAUUGCAUGCGGACUAUUCAAUCCCUAACUUCCACACUUUAACUGCUGAAAGCCAUUCCUUUGAGUUUUUGAAUUGUGAUUCUCCUCCUGCUCCCCCACCGCGCAGUAGAACGACUGCUUUGCCUCUCAGGUCUCACCGUUGGCAGCUGCAAGAGCAGAGGGCAGAGCAGCCACAGCCACCGGAUAGCUCGCAUUCCUCACAUAACUCCUCCCAACCACAGACAGGGCCCUCCGUGGAACUAGCCAGUGCUGGUGGAAGACUGAGCUCCGGAGAAGAGGACAAGAAGUUGAGAGGACGGACAGGUGAUAACUUCCCCCAAAACAAGCAUGGCAUCAGGACAAAGUUGAGAGGAAGGUCUUCAGGCAGUGAGGAGGACAGCCCUGCAGCGCUAGCUCACCACAACAGGGACGUGAGACGUCGCUCACUAAGGAAAAAGAAGAAAAGCAGUUGCAGCAGAGGAGAUGAAGAGUCAGAUGACAGUGACAACCAACCUUUAAUGAUGGAGCCGUGCGAUUCUCAAACGGUGGGCCGCAGGAUUGAGGGUUUCCGUUCUAGAGGUUGUUACACGGGCCUGCAAUGGGCACGAGACAGCCCAUCUCAACGGUCCCAUGUGGCUAAGGACAGUUUUAGACACCUAUACAGAAAUUUCGAGGGGUCUAGCCCUGUUCCUCAGGUGUCGCGGGUUUCAAAAGUCACCAUACCCUCAUUUACAUCCAGUCCGUUGGGGUCAAGAAGUAGCAGCAGGUAUUCUAGCACAGAGACAUUGAAAGAAGAGGAUCAGCCAGCCAACAGCUUCACCAGGGCCUCAUCAGCUGUUCUGAGUAAAACAUACCAUGGCAAUGCCACCAUGUACCGGUCACCUAGUUUUGGUCAUGGAGAUAACUUUUCUCGUUCCCCAAUUCGAGUUCAACCAAAGCUUGUGCCCAGCUUGAGCCCAGCGGACUAUAAAACUCGCAGUUCGGAAAACAGGGUGUUCUGCCACUCCCUAAAUAAUGAGAAAGACAGGAACAGGAUCUCUAUGUCCAACCCUGACAUUGCCUCCGAAACUCUAUCACUUCUUAGCUACCUUAAGACUGAUCUCUCCGAGUUAAGAAUGAAGAAAAAGGGACAAGAUGAUGAGGACAAUCUAAACUCUGAUCAAGGCACAACUGUGUACAGAAUGGGCUCCAGAACAAAUCGGCCACACCAUGGACGCCCUUCCCUGAAGGAUCUCACCGCUACUUUGAGGAGAGCAAAGUCUUUCUCUUAUUCUGAGAAGCCAGCGGGCCAGCAAUAUUAUGGUAGUGGACCAGGUUUAAGGAGUUCCUCCGAGCAACGGCUAGACUCUGAAGAAAGUGGCGAGCAGGUGAUUGCUGACAGGGAGGUGGAGAGCGAUGACUGCAGAUGUACCUACGGUUACGACGAGCCAAUGCCGACCCCUCUUCAAGACCGCUACGUGCAGGAAGCCAGACAGGUGAUAAGAGACAUUUGUCAGAUGGGUGAAAGUAAGGAUGAUGAUGAUUAUGAAGAAGACUGUUUCAAGACAAAAAGCAGUGACACUAAAAUAGACACUGAAAAAGAAGAUAAGGCAAAGCAGGAGGUGAGGAGACUUGAGCACUCUGGGUGUAAGGAAGGGGAGGCUGAUGGAAAAAGUGGAAAAUGUUUACAGAAAGGAAAUUCGGAGGAGAACAUGUUCUGUGAUAAGUCACUGGAUGAACUCUCCGGUCAUGAAUCUAGCCUGACAGAUGAAGGAAUUGUCACAGAGCCAGAGACUGGCUCAUAUGGGGGGCUCUCCUGCAGUAAAGACUUGAUGGGUCAGGCUCUCACCGUUUGGAAUCAGUCAGGGUUGUACGAAGAGCAGUUGCCUGAUACAACACCAGAGGAAUCUCUUUCAUCUCAAGUUCCGUCUGUUAAGACAGAAUAUGAGGGAGUAGCCAUAGGAGGAGACAUUAGCAGCAGUAAAAAUGUAAACCAGGGGGCCUUAGAGGCUCCGUCUACUCCUAGUGCUAUUCGCAGGCGAAGGAAAUUCUCCUCAGCUGGAAACAACGGCUCAGACUCUAGCAAUGGCAGUAACGGAGAGUCCAACGGUGAGUCUGCGUACCGCUCCUUAAGUGAUCCUAUGCCUCACAGACGUCGUUCAGUUACAGAGGAUGGCGGGAAGAGCUUCUCCAUGGACAGCAACCUGCUCGGUUCACUCUCGCUAAGUUCCAAGGUGGGUGGUGUGGAGUCUUCCGCAGCAGACCUUUCUGAAUAUACAGGCAGCGCCGCCAGUGAUCUUUCCGUGUGUAGCGACAGCCUGAGAGAUUACAGUACUGUGAUUCAGAGCAUAGUUUGUGAACCUGGCGCAAUGGACAAUCUGAUUGAUGAGAAGGCGAACGGCAAGGCUGUAAAGAAAAAGAGCUUUAGCGAUCCCAGUAGACGUGGAGAACUGGCGGAUACAGUCUUAGAAUUUCAAAAGCAUCCCAGCGAGCCUAUUAGUGAACUAGAACAAUCCAUACCACCUUCCAGCAGUGAGCCUAUCUUAUCCGAACAAAGAGACGAGCUUUGGGCACUAAAUAGUGAACAGCGACAACUUUAUUGUCCAACCAGAAGGUCUCGUUCUCAAUCUGAGCAUGUUUUGCCCUCCCACCUUGGUCAUAAUGGAGAAACAAAAUCCCCAGGUGAGCCCUCAUAUCCGUUUGACCCUAAAUUAGCUCAGGUUUUGUCUCCUCGCACCAGUCGACGAAGCCCCAAGAAACGCACAAACCGCUUCACUCAUCAGUUGUCUUGCGAUGAUGGGGAUCACUUGGAUGAACAAGGCGAAGAGCAGUCCUCUGCAUCCAUCCUCCCCCAGCUUCCAGCCUCAAAGGUCAGACCCAAACAUGUGCGUCAUGCCAGUGAACCUGCCACGUUUGUGCCUAUCAUUCCUUCACAUGCCCACAUCUCCCAGGACCUCCAGAGGUCUAGCCAUGUCGCGGAGUCUUCGCCACCCAGCAAAACAGUCCCCGGGGAGGACACUCCAUCAUUAGAAGAUGUCACUGAGCAAUACAUCUUGGCCUUGAACCCUCCGGAGUCCCCCGCGGAGACCCCUGCAGCCACUGGUGGGGUUAUUCUGGAGGGCACCACUUCGACACCUUCAGUUCCUACCACCACUGCUGACCCAAAACUAGAGAGAAAGUCCAGCGAGGAACUUUCCACUGUCCCCCUGAAGGCCAAACCAAGAGUGGAUAUGAGAAGACAUGUCAUCAUGACUCUGCUGGACACUGAACAAUCUUACGUUGAGUCUCUGCGCACACUCAUUCAGGGAUACAUGAAGCCCCUCAAGCACCCGGAAAACUCGCCUCUCUGUGACCCGUCUUUGGUAGACGAGAUGUUCUACCAGAUCCCUGAGAUUCUGGAACAUCAUGAGCAGUUCCUGGAGCAGGUGCUGGACUGUGUCAACCAGUGGCACGACAAACAGACUAUCGGACAUGUGCUCAUCCAGUCGUUUUCCAAAGAGAUCCUCGCCAAUAUUUAUUCAGCGUACAUCGACAACUUCAUGAACGCCAAAGACGCAGUGAGAAUCGCCAAGGAAGCCAAACCCGCUUUCCUGAAGUUUCUAGAGCAAAGUAUGCGUGAGAAUAAAGAGAAACAAGCUCUGGGUGAUUUGAUGAUAAAGCCGGUGCAGCGGAUCCCACGAUACGAGCUGCUAGUUAAGGAUCUUCUGAAACACACUUCCGAGGAUCACCCCGACUACCUGUUUCUGCUCGACGCUCAGAAGAACAUCAAGCGAUUGGCUGAGAGGAUCAACAAGGGCCGACGCACGGCGGAGGAGCUGGAGAAAGAGACGCGCGUCAUGCAGGAGAUCGAGGCGCACAUCGAAGGCGUGGAGCAUAAAAACAAAAAACAAGAAUUCGUAUUUCGUUUUUCGUUCAGGGGUGGAAAAAUGAGUAAACAGCUUGAAUAUUCGAUUUCUACACGUGGGCGGAACAUCCUAAAUCCUCAGAGGAAGUUCCUGAGACAAGAGAUGGUAGUGGAAGCGAAAACGGUGGGCGGUAAGAAGGACCGAUCUCUGUUUCUGUUCACCGAUCUGCUCAUCUGCACCACGCUCAAGAGGAAGUCCGGAUCUCUGCGCAGGAGCUCCAUGAGUCUAUACUCCGCUGCUAGUGUCAUUGACACCUCGAGUAAAUAUAAGUUCCUGUGGAAACUGCCUUUAGAAGACAUUGAGGUGGUUAAAGGUUCUAAUCAAGCCACUAACAGAGAAAACAUCCAGAAAACUAUCAGCCGUCUGGAUGAAGAUCUCAGCACGCUUGGCCAAAUAAGCAAACUGUCAGAAACGCUCAGUUUCCCCCAUCAGAGUUUGGACGACGUGAUUAAGGAUCUGAUGGCGUCAGUGCAUCGAGAGCUGGCGGAUAAACAGUCUCUGGCCUUCAGCAUGACGUUACUGCCCACUAAACUAGAGCUGACCACCGCUUCAGCCGAGACCACCUUCAUCUUUGAGUUCAGCAGCCCUGAUGCUCGCAGUAACUUCGAGCAGGCCUUUGAGGAGGCCAAGAAGAAGCUUGCUAUGAACAAAGACCAGUGGGACCCUGAGUUCCUGAAGGCCAUUCCCAUCAUGAAGACCCGCAGCGGGAUGCAGUUUUCCUGCGCCUCCCCUAGCCACAGCUGUCCAGAGAACACGUAUGAGGUGUGGGUGUGUAACAGCGACGGCUACGUGGGUCAGGUGUGUCUGCUGAACAUCCGGGACGAGCCCACGGUGGAGGCCUGCAUCGCCGUCUGCUCGGCUCGCAUCAUCUGCAUCGCAGCCGUGCCGGGCCUCAAGAACAGAGAACGUGUGGGUCAUUCCACCCCCUCCGUCCCGUCUGAGUCAAACCCUACCGCGUCCACACAACCCCAGCUCCACAUCUGCAUCUCCGGCUCGUCUCUGGAGCUCAGCGAACCGCCUGCGGUCCCCGCCGCAGAGCUCGUGCCCUUCGAUAGCGACGACACGGACGAUGAAGACUCUCCCAGCCCUUCAUCCACACUGCAGAGCCAAGCCUCCCAUUCCACCAUCUCAUCCAGCUUCGGCAAUGAUGAAGCAGCCGUUUCAAAGGACAUGGCCACCGAGACCACCAGCUCUGAGGAGGAGCAGGAGUUUCCUGUUCCCAGCUCAUUCGGAGCCCCUCGACUCAGUGCGGACAGUCCCAUGGACGGCCGAGCCAUGCGGCGGUCCAGUCGAGGCUCCUUCACUCGUGCCAGUCUGGAGGACCUGCUGAGCAUCGACCCAGAGGCCUACCAGAGCUCCGUCUGGCUCGGGACCGAGGACGGCUGUAUUCAUGUAUACCAGUCAUCAGACAACAUCAGAAACAGGAAGAACAGUAUGAAGAUGCAGCACUCUGCUUCUAUCCUCUGUAUCCUGUAUCUUGACAACAAAGUGUUUGUGUCCCUGGCAAAUGGAGAGGUGAUUGUUUAUCAGAGAGAAGCAGGAAGUUUUUGGGAUCCUCAGAGCUCUCAAACGCUGUGUCUGGGCUCUCCAAGCGGGCCCGUGACCAAAAUGGUUCCAGUGGCGGGAAAACUGUGGUGUGGCUGUCAGAACAGAGUCCUUAUUAUCAACACCAGCACUUUAACACAAGAGCACUCAUUCCAGGUGGGUCAGGACAGCGGGCGCUGCGUGACCAGUAUGGUGAGCUAUGGUAAAGGCGUGUGGAUCGCUCUACAGGGCAGCGCUCAGGUGCGGCUCUAUCACGCCUCCACCUACGAGAGCCUGACAGAGGUUGAUGUGGCGCCAGCCGUGCACAAGAUGCUUGCAGGCUCCGAUGCCAUUAUCCGGCAACACAAGGCAGCGUGUUUGCGGAUCACGGCUCUUCUAGCAUGUAAGGACCUGCUGUGGAUUGGCACGAGUGCAGGGGUGGUCCUGACUCUGGCCAUCCCGCCCGUUUCCUCCAGCACUGGGCCGGGCUCUCUGCGCGCUCCCCUCCUCCCCAUGGGCUCCGCCCACGGACACACCGGACACGUCCGCUUCCUCACGUGCAUUGAGCUACCAGAAGGCUUUGAUGUCAGCUUCCCACCGCCGUCCGACUCAGUGAACUCAGCACAGAACAGCUCUGAGAGCAGCAGCGGAGGUCUGCAGAGACGAGACUCCGCCCGACGGCGCGCCUCCACCCUCCUGCCCGUCAAAUCCAACCUGCUGGUCAUCAGCGGCGGCGACGGCUACGAAGACUUCAGACUGACCAAUAGCAGCGAGACGGUGGGGCGGGACGACAGCACCAACCACUUACUGCUGUGGCGUGUGUAACGGAAGCCCCGCCCCCCAACACACAAGCCGCUGGACCAGCCCACGCACUUCCCUCGAAACCCCGCCCCUACCUGUUCUCUGAUGCGUUGUGCACGAGCGUUUAAGACGUCAAGCAAUGGGGUGUUUGUUUUGUUACGUUGUGUUAUAGGUCAUUUUGUUUGUUUCUUGGUGUAAAAUAUCUUGCUUGCCAUGUGGUGUUUCCUGUGGCCGCUUUUGAAUAUUGUGUUGAAGCAGCUGUAUAAAAAGCGGACAAAAUUAUCAUGAAUAACGAAAAAAAAGAUAGACGUCAGAGAGAGCGAGAAAGCAGGAAAAGGUGAAGUGAAAAAAAAGGAAGCAAGAAUUGUAGGGUAGAGAGAGAGUUUAAAUGCAUCACACGAGGCAGGGAGGAUUGUGGGUAAUGUGGAUCGAUAUAUUAAGUGGAAAGACGAGUUUUCAUCCUUCAUUUUAUGAGAGGACAGUCCGCACACUUUAACGGUCAACUACUGGUCUUGACAGACUGUGAUUUCAUUGGAGAAUGAAGAUGUUUUUGUUAAAGCUCUCGUUUGUGUUAUUCGGGGCGAGAUGUGAGUUAAUCUUGCGUAACCAAUGUGCAAUAUAAGGCUAGAGUACCUACAAUAUGACACAAACACACACACUUUACUACUUCAGUAACCGACAAACUCACAGUCAGAGUUAUUACACAUUAUCACUUUAUUCUUUUGGUUAUCGAAUCUUUUUUAUGUAUAAAAAAAAAAAAAGUAAGACUUCACUAUGUUAUGUAAAAGAACAGCAAUGACAUUCCAUAUAUAGGUAUUGUGACAAAAAUCCUUUUGUACAGUAUUUAUGUUUUUUCAUUUUUAGUUAAGUCUUUUUUUAUAGCACUUAAUUUAUAAAUAAGGUAGUCUGGCGUUUUUUUCUUCUCUACUGAAAGAUUUCGACGCUCAACUCAAGUUGGGUCAGUGAGGUCGCGUUUGUAAGAUUUUUGAAACAUUAUUCAGGUGAAUCUCGCGAAGAAGCAUCCAGGUCAUAUUUCGCCCCAAAAUCAAAAGAAAUGAUAUUUUGCAUAAAGAAAAUAAAGCCUAUUUUUUGUACUUUCUUAAUUUCCCCUUAAUUCUUUUUUUAAAUUGUAAUGCAAAAUCUCAUUCACAUUACUGUAAUAAAUUUUAAUUCUUCCAUUUUUUUUUUUUUUUUUUUUUUUUUUUUUUAACGUUUAAUCCGACAAAUACUAUGGUAUGGAAUCUUGUUUACAUAAGGAACGUACACAAAAAAGAAAAACAAUAAAAAACAAAAUUGCGAGUUGACUUUAUAACUCAUAAUUGUACAUUUAAAUCAAACAAUUUGGAGGAAAAAGUUUUUAUUUUUUAUCUUGUGGUGGAAAUGGGCUUCCAUACCAUGGUAUGGUAAUUUUUUCACAGUACUGUAUUGGAAUUUAGGGGAAAUGUGAUUAAUUAAAUGAACUAAUUUCAAAAAAUAAAAUAAUCAAAUAAACAUUUUUAUGCAAAUUUAUUUUAAUGUUGGGGUGAAAUAUAAUUUGACAGGAUUGGUGAAAUUCAUCGAUAAACAGCUGUAUCAUUUCAGUGGUCGUUUUCAUUACCAUGAUAAUUCAGGAAAGGGAAUUGUGUUUUCUUAAACGAUGUUGCUGAAGACUGCACCUACGAUUUGACAUACAGAGUUUGGAGUGUAGAUAUAAACUCUGUGCUUGUUUGUGAGUGUGUCUUUGUGUAGAUUACGACAGGUAGAAUGAAGUCAGACGGGUUGCAGCCUUUCGGCUGCAUGUGGCCGCUUACGAGAGACAAUUAACUGCUCGAGCGCUCUGCCUGCCACUUCCUGAUAAAUGAGCAAUUUCAGCUGCCUUGGUUUGUCUGGAAAGAACCGCGUCAGUCACAAACACACCCAAAUUCUCGCUCACCUGAAGGAUGUGAAGUCAGACCUUUCCCAGAGCGCAUCACGCGUGGAAAAUCACGGGAAGUUUUGGCAAGUUUGUUUUAUUGAUCUGUUGAGUAGUUGUGAACGCUAGUGCCAAGAACUCGCAGGUAGAAACGUCAAAGCAUUUCCGGAGAUAACUUCUUACUACGAACGGGAUCCUCAGAGAAUCAUAUUUUCAUAAACUGAGUCUGCAUUUUUUGCUUUUUAAUCAAAUAUCUAAAUCAAUCAGUGAUGAUAGUCCUAAGUCGAGUCUUACUGUUGUAAGUGACCCUCUCAGCCCUUUCUAGUGAAAGACGUCAUCAAUGUUUAUUGUAAAUAUUGGUAUAUAUUGCCUUUCUCUGUACAUAGUGCUCUCACAGUCCACGAUUGUUCAUAUGAAUCUAAUGGCAUAUUUUUAUAAGUAUUUUUGUCUAUUUUUUCCUCAUUUGGCAUGUGCCGUCUCAUUUAAAUUAAAACUAUUACAGUAUUUUAAAAGAAGAGAAAAGAAGCCGCUCCACGUCUGCGGGCCUUGUAACAGUCGUCAUGCUUAUUUCACACCGUUGUCCUAUUUUGUCACUGUGGGUUUCUUUGUAAUUAAACAUUCACUGAUGCCAGAA